Humulus lupulus (European hop) is the source of this 1119-nucleotide messenger RNA. RefSeq lists its product as uncharacterized. The record is from RefSeq and is a predicted model, not a curated record. Bases 384 to 893 code for a protein of 169 amino acids. The transcript is spliced from 6 exons. NCBI's taxonomy places the organism in Eukaryota, Viridiplantae, Streptophyta, Magnoliopsida, Rosales, Cannabaceae.
UAAAACCUGAUAUCAAAAGGCACAGAGGAAAAAGUUAAAAGAAAAAAGAAAAAAGAAAAAAAGACGAGAGAGAGAGAGAGAGGUUUAGAAGGAAAAAAUAAAAAGUCUGUUUGGCUCAAUCAGACACGAAAGGGCCAAUAAUUAUUCAUGAAAAAUGGAGAAUAAUCUUAUCAAAAUCUUAUUUCAACUCUUACUCAACCUUGCUAUACUCCAGGUCUACUAUCCUCUCUCACUGUCUGUUUUCUUUACCCGGAAAAAAUGGGAAAUUUUCCUAGUAAUUUUUUCAUUCUUUUCGGGGAGAACCAUGAAAGGAACUUUAGAGUGCCUCUCUGCUUUCUGGAUUUAGUGUUUUGCAACUAAAGUCUCUGGUUGGGCCCGUUUAAAUGCAAAUCUAUAGAUAUAUUCCUUCUUGGCUCUCUGACAUUCUCGCAUGCAUGGGAGGCUGUCUUGGAUGUUUUACCAAUCCUUCACUAAUUAUCGCAGUGGAUGAGCCGUCAAAGGGACUGAAAAUUCAAGGUAGAGCCGUGACAAAAGCUAGUUUUUCGGAGGAUAUUUGGAGCUCUAGCACUAUAGAAAUGGAAAAUAGUGGCUUCCUCUCCCAGAGAAGUGUCUCAUUGGGCACCUCAAACCAUGCUUCUGAUCCUCAUGCUACUUCAAGCGGUCCUCACGAAUAUAUAAACCAUGGUCUGACUCUCUGGCACCAGACAAGGCAGCAAUGGCUUAGAAAUAAAAAAUCUCAGAUAAGAACACAAAGCCCAGAACCCAGGAUAAGUUGGAAUGCCUCUUAUGAGAGUCUACUUGGAACAAGCAAGCCUUUCCCACACCCAAUCCCUCUUUCUGAAAUGGUAGACUUCCUAGUUGAUGUAUGGGAGCAUGAGGGUUUGUACGAUUGAGACUUGAAUGGAAGCGAAAACCAACACAUGAAUCUUAUCAUUCUUCAUUCACAUCAUCUCUUUUACAAAUUCAUGUGUAAGUCUAGGUGAUUAAAUAUUGGAAUUUUGUGUUAUUUGUUAAGAACAUUCUUCUUUAACGCAAGUAAAAUUUCUUAAAGUGACAUUAUACUAAAUUGAAACAUUCAAAUGUGUAAUAAUUUAUAAAUAAUUAUUGUUAGAGCACUCA